Molecule: messenger RNA, 945 nt
Organism: Prunus armeniaca (apricot)
Lineage: Eukaryota; Viridiplantae; Streptophyta; Magnoliopsida; Rosales; Rosaceae
Source: the annotation of a GenBank genome assembly
AUGGAGUUGGAGGCUCUGCGCAUGGCCUACGACGAAAUCAAGAAGGGAGAAAACACCCAGUUGUUCAGAGACGUCGUGCAGAUGAUCGGUGGGAGAUUGGGACCCGACUAUGCGAUGGACUUGGCUUGGUGUGAGAUGGUGGAUAGGAGGGCCGACCAGAAGAAGGAGAAGCUCGAGAACGAGCUCAAUGCCUAUAGGACAAAUCUUAUCAAAGAAAGCAUAAGAAUGGGUUACAAUGAUUUUGGAGAUUUUUAUUAUGCUCAUGGUCAACUUGGGGAUGCCUUUAAAAUUAUCAUUGAGAUGAGUCAAUUUGCUCAUGUCUCAAGCUAUGUUAGCAAAGCAGAACAAUCACCAGAAGCCCUUGACCCAGUUACUGUUGCAAAACUUCGUUGUGCUGCUGGAUUGGCUCACUUGGAAGCUAAAAAAUACAAGCUUGCUGCUCGUAAGAACAAAGUUAUAGACAACCUGAACUUCCGGAAUUUUUUAGAGUUAGUACCUGAAGUAAGGGAGCUUAUCAAUGACUUCUACUCAAGCCAUUAUGCUUCAUGUCUGGAUUACCUUGGGAAUCUCAAAGCAAAUCUGUUGCUUGACAUCCAUUUGCAUGACCACCUCGAGACACUCUAUGGUCAAAUCCGCCACAAGGCUCUCAUCCAGUAUACACACCCCUUUGUGUCUGUAGAUUUACACAUGAUGGCCAGUGCUUUCAAAACUGAUGUUUCAGGGCUAGAGAAAGAACUUGAAGCUUUAAUCACUGACAACCAAGUUCAGGCUCGAAUUGACUCACACAACAAAAUUCUAUAUGCACGACAUGCGGAUCAAAGGAAUGCAACUUUCCAACGGGUGCUUCAGACGGGCGAUGAGUUUGAUCGGGAUGUUAAGUCAAUGCUGCUUAGGGUGAAUCUUAUCAAGCACGAAUACAAUCUUAAGGGAUCAAGGAAAUCCUGA